This is a messenger RNA of Pseudozyma hubeiensis SY62, 11523 nucleotides long. Its product is annotated as potential mitochondrial protein Fmp27. The transcript is spliced from 3 exons. The record is from RefSeq and is a predicted model, not a curated record. The coding region runs from base 1 to 11523 and encodes 3840 amino acids. NCBI's taxonomy places the organism in Eukaryota, Fungi, Basidiomycota, Ustilaginomycetes, Ustilaginales, Ustilaginaceae.
AUGUCUCCACUUACGCUGUACAUCCUCGAGCGCUGUUUUGGCAUCGAGAUUCGGAAAGAGGGCCAUUUGAGAGUGCGCGUGCGGGAUCACAGGGGCCUCGAGUGGGGUCGGGAUGGCAUUGUACACUUUCUGCUCGUUCGGCAGCAUAGACAGAAAGCAUUCGAGAGGAUUGGCCACAACUCCUCUUUGCGUCCAUCUGCUGUUGUGGCAAUCAUCAUGCCAUACCGUGGAGGGUCGUGGCCAAGCCGAAGCUUGCGUCGCGAAGAAGAAGCAGAGGACGUCGAAAUUCCUCGUGCUUCGGGCGCCUCUGCUCCCCCAACAGACGUUUCGUACACGGUAUGGAGGAUCUUGGGCGCCUUCCUCUUCGGUCUCCUCUUCACCGUCCUUUUCUUUCGUUCAAUACUGCCUCGUCUACCCCGCAUCCUGUUUCGAGGCAAGUUGCGUAUCAAAAGAGCUGGCAUUCGUGGCAUCCGCGGCAUCGAGUAUCGCUCCAAAGGCUUUCACAAUGAUUCCGCCGCCUUCUCAAGGCGUGAGAAUCAGCUCGAGAUCAAGGUGCAAAGAGUCUACGCCUCCUUUCAUCUCCCCUACUUUCUACGCAAGACGCACGACAAUCCCAGCGUCGUGCCAUCAAAAAGUGGCGCCAUCGUCACAGUGCACGUGCAAGGCGUUGGUGUGCGAGUCCCUCGCUCUAGCCCACAGCAAUCCAGCGACGCAAAUGCUUCUUCCGAGGCGAAAGGUGCCGACCGGGAGCAACGAUCGAGCGAGCCCUUGACACUGGAACAGCUCGAAGAACUCAGGCUGCAACAACUCAUGAGUAGUCCCCCCAUGUCACCCUCACUGGGCGGCGAACGCACAUUCUCAAGCUCGUUCCAAUCCGUCAACGACCGCUCCUCGAAACAAGAAUCUGCCGUUGCCCCGCCCACGUCGAUCCAUGCGCACGACUCAGCCUCUUUCUAUCUCACUUGCCACCGGGCUGGUCUCAUGUCGAUCCACUCAUGUCUGGGACUGGCCAACUGGUUUCGCUGUGCUGUCGUGCCCACCCUCCAGGGCGUCGUUCUUCGUGCCUUCCGAGCUGCACUCUUCAUACUGACUUCGAGCCUCCCUGUUCUCACCUCGCUCAUUUCCAUCGAAAUGGAUUGCAUCGAAAUCUACGUUCAGGAAGCAGAAGCCGUAGCUCGCAUCGGUCGCGCCGGGCUUACCUUUUCCAUGUCACCGGACUUCCUUCCGUCUCACGCGACAACCUCGAGCACACAUCACGAUGUCGACCAUGUGCAGCAGGCGUCCUCGUACUUCCGAACACUCAACUGGAGCAGCUUCUUCCGAACUAUGCGUAUGAUGCCCACCAGAGUAGGCUCUGGAGCAAGGGAUGUCGCCACCUACCUCGUGGCGGGGAUGUCUCCCAGCACCGUGGCAGCCCAUUUGCGCAUCGAGAGUGUUGACUUCUUUGAAGCGAACUUCAUGCCUCAGGAGAAGCCUGCUCACCCUUCACGCCCGCAAGACUGCCCUGAAAAAGCGGAGGCUUUCUCGCCUCCUCAAGAACGCGCAGACUCCAGUCUCAUGUCGCCAAGCCAGUCCGAUGCCGAACUUGAUGCGCUGGCGACAUCAAACGACGACAGCCUCGACUGGUCUACCCGUCCCACGCAGCCAAGACGAGCGCGUAGCAGCAGCGCAUCUCGUCUGUCCAGGGUGCCUUCCAGGUCCUUGCGCGGCCUUGCCGAUCGUUGGGCUGACUGGGCGCUGGAGCCUCUGGUCGAGUCCGACUUUCACGCCGAUUCCGGUUGGAUCCGACAGCAUAUCGACCAGGGCUUCUCUCCACAGCAGCUUCAGACCAUCCCAGCCGCAGCCAGGAUUGCGUCAGUCUCUGGUCUUACCGAACUCACCGCCAGCUUGCUCGUCGGCUCAAGCUUGGCGUUGGGAGGCGAACGCACCUUGGCUGCCAGGUUCGUGCUCGGCAACAUCGCCCUUGGCCUGGAUGCAGCCCAUCGAGUUAUGCAAGUCAUCGAGGAGCGCAAGGCGCGCAGAUCUGGUUUGGCGCCGACUCGAAGCGGUCUCAGCAACGAUCAACGGUCAGUCCUGUCCAAGCACCUCGUGCAGCAGCGACCCUCUGUUGCUUCUAACGCGUUGCGCAUGGUUUCGUCGCUGGCGCUUUCACUACCCUCCCUUCGUGUCACGGCAUCUUCAGACGCCCUUUUAGCCUCGCUUUCCGACUGCAAAGAUGGAACGGGCGUUGCACCGCCACCCUCAAGGGAGCUCGGCGUGUCCAUCGCCGGCUUCAAUCUCGAGCUCACAGAGAGCGAUCCGAGAGAUGCCCUCCAUCGUCGCUGGCUGGGUACUUGCGGCCUGCCUACCAAAUCGUCCACAGGCAAGGGGGCGAGGCACAAGGCGAAGAGCGACGCAACUUCCUCGCCACUUCGAAAGCAUCGCAAGGAUCUACCACACGGAGCCAAAAGUAUCGAGCACCGACGGACCUUCUUGACAGAAUUGAAUUUGGCCAGCAUCGACAUACGUUGCGUUUCACGUGGACACGGUCGCGGCUCUCGCUUGCUUUCUGUCGGCGAUAUCUCAAUUGUAGCGAGAUCUUCGUGGACACCGUUUGGUCUAUUCGCUGCUUCUCCCGAAGUCUCUCGUCUACUUCUCGAGGGCGAUCCAAACGAGCACGCGAUAGCGAUUGAGGCUGCCGUUGGCGGCGUUGAAACAGACGUUUCUGUGGAGGACGUCACUGCUAUCAUCCCGAUCGCAGACGAAUUCAGCCGGAGAAGGCGACUCAGACGUAUCCAGAUUGGUAUCGAGGAGCCAGCGCGCCCAAGAACAGAUCUCGAACGCCUCCGCCGCGUCCCUAGGAUUGCUGCUGGUGUUCAUCUUUCGCGCAUUUCGCUCUUGCUCGAUGCAAGCCGGAAGCUGGCCGAGGCCCGAGCGCAAGAGUCGUGCUCGAGAAAGUUAACCUUGACCGUCCCUAACGUCGACUUUGUCUUCUUUGGCGAGUACAGAGACGAAUACGUCAAGCGACCAGCGGCCGAGAAGCGAGCCGCCUAUAAAGCGCUCAGACGUGAUGAUCUGGAAUGGCCGAUCAGCGGUCUGAAAGACGCGAAGGCCAGCCAAACGUUCGGAGCCCGCGAGAGCGAUACCAGCAGGAAUUCGGGUGACCCUUCGCCAGGGACAAGCAACGUCUUGUUUAAUGGAUCAGCAUCAACUACAUCCGCCAAUCCAGCCGAACGCUACGCUGAGACCGGCCUCCCGAUGCAGGAAGCAUUGCAGCGCAUGCAGGAAAUGCAGCGACACCCUCAAGUAGGCGGUGGACGGCCAUCGGCAACAGAACGCCGACCUUCGAUCCGCGACACUAUGGCAAAGACUGGCAAGGUACGGAUUCCCGGCUAUAGUCAACGAUCCUCGUUAGCAGCUGAAACUCGGUUCAGUCUUCGAUACCAAUUCGAGACAUCUGUUCGCAUCGACGCCAUCGAGUCCUUCCUUACCUUGGGCGCUGGCUCUGAAGAUGCGUCGAGGUCGUUCCAUCGACCACAGAUGUCCCAGGGCACUCCGACAGCUGAAUGUUCGCAGCAUCAUCUCCUUGCUUUGCAUAGCUUCGAGGUCCUCGGCUCGGGUCGGAUUCCAGGCAACGUUGAACCUCGCGGCUCGUCACUCUGCAACGAUAUUCCGAAACUUUCUGCGCCAGAUACCGUGGCUGAGUUCAGAGCUAACAUCGAGGAUGUCGACAUCGAAGCGUGGCAACUGACGGCGCUCGAUACUUACGCCGAUAUCGCUGCCUCCAUCCUUGAAGUAAAGAAAAGCCGAGGCGAACCACCGGCGGAACACCCUGCACAGAACGAGCCGACGGAUCCGCCGACGGAGAACGGCCAGGCCGCGAGCGCACAAGCCAGUCCAGAGCAAACCGCAAAAUCGCUCGUGGAGCGUCUGCCCGGAGGUCUAGCUCUCUACAUGUCCAUCGGUCGUACGAUAGCUCACCUCGGCGGUCCAGAUCGCCGACUCAAGGACCGAGUGGCUCGCGGAGUCGGGUUUGAGGCUGAUCGCAUCGUCGUAGAGUACGCAGGCGUCACCGAAACAAAGACGAAUGCCGCGCCUCAAAUGGUCAAUUGGGGUUCUCGCACCGCUCUGGAGCUCUCCGAGGAUCUUCAAUUGCAAGCUCUGUCACUUGCCACGCGGCACGGGCGUGUCUGCUUGACGCGCGUCGUCUUGCAUCAGGCGGGCAUCUUCCCGAUCCUCGACGCCGAACUCGCCACCCAACAACACACCCAAGGUACCGCUCCCGAGAGCUUCGCGCAGGCAAAAGCACCCCAGGGAGAAGCGUGGCCGAAAGAAGAAGUCAACGAGAAGGAGACGUCGGAACGUCCAGCUACCUCCUUGCUCGCCGACAGCGUCUGGUCCUUUGAAAAGGAUGGUGGCCGUCUGCACAAGAGCCGACAGCAUCGUGCUAGAUUGCAGCAGCAGGAUCGCAGCAAUUUUGUGUGUUUCAUGCCGUACGCAGCCUUCAAAGCGGUGGUGAGGCCUCCACAGGCUAAGAACAAAGUCGGCCUUGCGGGCACAAGCGAAGAUGAGGUCUUCAUCACAGCCGAGGACACCAACCUCGUCUCUUUCAACAUCGACAUCCUCCACACGUAUUGCUUCCUCCUGGCGUUUGCCACCUUCAAACAUCUUGCCGCUCGAGCCAAAGCUGAAGAAUCACAAGGCGCCAGGGACGAAGCGACCAAGGCGAUGUCGCCGCACAAGCCGCCACAAACGAAGCGUAAGCAUCUCAAGCCAAGCAUCUCGUGUCGAUUCGAUGUCAAGGAGGUGCACACGUUUGUCACGCUACCCAGAUCGACCCGUAUAUUCAUGCGAAUACGUCGGCUCGAAGUACGUCAAGACCCUCGUAACGGACUAUCGAUCUCCACCGAGACAGUCUUGGGAGCAGUGGAGUCUCCGAAGCACACCAAGGGCAACAUCUGGGAAGAAGCGGUACGUCUGCGCGACUGGCGAUUCCUUUUACCUCCGAAGCUGCCUGAUGAGAAGCGUGAAAUCAGCGUCAGCGGCGACGCGGCCCUCAUACGUAUUCCAUACGGAUAUCUCGUCUUUCCGAUCAUCGACAACACUUCGGUAGCAAUCAAGGCAACCAAGCAGCUGAUCUACCAAUUCCUCAAUGAUAAAGAUGAUUCCGUCAUCACGCCCGAGGCCGAAGAUCCGAAGCUGCUCCCUGACAUCAACCUCAAGUUGCGCGUGCUGACUUUAGAGGCAGAGGACGAUCCGUUUGAAACGAAGCUCAACCUUGUCUGGCGCGCGGGUCUCGCAGAAAAUUUUGCGAGGGAAGAGAGGGACGCAGCUUUCGCUGCUAAAGCUGAGGCCAUCGCAGCGUCGAAGGGGGCAAACAGCUCGACUUCCUUCCGCUUCGGACCUGAUGAUGGUAGCAUAAGGUCCUCCAGCUCCUCCAUUCUGAGCGAUUUCGAGGACGACAGCGACUCCGCCACUGCCUCUCACGACGAUCGCUCCACCAGAUCGCCGGAGGAGCAUGUCAGCUAUGACCAAGCCAAGAUCGCACUGGAUGCUUUCAACUCGUCCAGCUGGGUCCGACGCUACACCAACGCUCAGUCCGAGCAAACGCGACGCCAAGAGGCAGUGCUGAAGAACAUCUACGGUCGUUUUCCUGUGUCUAGGAGUCUGGACGACCUCCCGGUCAAAGUGCUGCCGAUCGGCAGAGCGGCACCUCUCUUUCGUUCAACAAUGUACCGCGUCUCGCUGCAGGUCGGACAAGCGCAUACGCCCGUCGAUGAGCUGCGCGACUUCAUCCACGAGAAAGGCGCAGGGGUGCCGAAGGACAUCCCAUACUCACUCAUCGUUCCGCUCCACAUCAAGUGGGAAAUGGAGGAAUGGCGAGUCACUCUACGCGACUAUCCCAUGCCGCUCUUACACAUCCCUCCCACCCAUCGUGCUGAGGAUGAUGCCCGAAAGGCGUGGACCUUCGAAGGCGAUCUCGUCCUUGCGGAAGCGCUGGGAGGCCCCGAGUCGAUCCGACACGUACCGGCAGUCAUCGUGCCAGCUGCCACAGGGAGACCGGAAGCAGUCGAAUACGGCAUCAUCGUUCCGAAGGUAGCGAUGUCGGUCAAAGUGUACGGCACACCCACUGUGAGGCUGCGGACGCCGUAUCCCACUCGAGUGGUGUGGGGGCAGUCGAUUCAGCCGACCAUUCAAGACGUGAUGCGCGUCAUAGAUGGAAUCACCCCCCCUCCGCAUGACCCAUCGCCCAAGCUCGGCUUCUGGGACAAGCUGCCCCUUAUCCUCCAUGGACACAUCAACCUCAAGUUCGAGGAUGAGGGAGGCUUCAACAUACAUAUGAAGGGCAGCCGCGAUCCGUACAGCAUCGAAGGACUCGGUGCGGGCUGGGUCAAAUCAUGGAAGGGCGGAGUCGAGAUCCGCGUAGGCUACGAGAAUCCCGAAAAGGAGUUCUUCCAGAUCCUCAGUCACGAGUACAUACUCGCCGUGCCAGAUCUGUGCGACUAUGUCGAUCGUGCAGCCACCGGCGUGCUUGGAGGAGGGGAUCAACAACGACCACAAAGUUCGCGCGACGGCGACGGCGAGGGGAGCUACCACGAUUCAUACGACCGCAAGUCAACGGAUGCAUCCUUCACAUCUAGCAUGUAUCGAUACAUGAGGGACCCAACCUUUCGCAAAAUCGUUAUCAAGCUCACCAACGGCGUUCGGUGGGGUGCAGGGCUGCAUGGCGAACGCACUUGCGACGAUGAGACAUGUCCUCGCAGUCCAAAAUGCCAUGGCGAAGCCUUCUAUCGCGAGUGCCGCCAAUUCGACCGCAUCAGCCAUUGGAACGUGAUUCCAAAGACACACGAACACUUUGAGUCCAUUCCGGAGAGCGAGCGACGGGAUUCAUUCCGUGGAUGGCGGUCGCACCAUCUGCAUUUCGCUCUCUCUGUCUUUUCCCCAAAGAAUGGCAUCCCAGGUUAUGGUUGCAGUCAAGACGUAGCUAAAGUCGAAGCGCUCAACAACUUUUACUUUUCUCCGCUGGCCUGGCAGCAUUUCUGGGCUUGGAUGCGACUAUUCAGCAGCGCCAUGAGCCUUCCUAUUCGCGUCGGCAAGCUUUUCCCGGACAGCCCACCUCCAUCACCCAAAUUCGGCCGGUUUCUGGGCACGAUCAAGUACAGGAUCGAUCUCGCGCCGCUCUUUAUCGCCCACCAGUACAGGCAAUUCAACAAGGACGAUUGGGCAAGGGGUCUGCGCACACACGUCGGCGUCAAGGCUCGCGUCGACUCGUUUACACUCGACAUGCACCAACGCCAGCAGGAGACGGUCAAAGAUCGUCCGGAGCUCGGUGCGCCUCGCGUCAUCUUCCACAAGCCCUUCUAUGAGGCCGAGGUCAAGUGCGACGCGAUCGACCUCAAGACGUUGGCGGCCCGAAUGCGCGAGGAUGCCGGUAUGGCCGAAGCCGUGGAGGACCCUGAGAUCGGCGAGAGCAUGUUUGACGAUCUGUUUGCCGGAGACGCCCGAAUCUCGGACGAUGAGCUGGUCUGGAUUGACAUGAACGACUUUGUCGAGCUUGACUCCGAGACGAUCAGAGAUCCUUCGCCCAAGGUCCGCAUGUUCCCUGCCUUGGCGUGCCCUCAGUUCAACUACUACCGCAAAGUCGAUUCCCAACGGGAACGCCGCGCGCACGAGAAGGAUGACGCCGCUCGAGGCAAGGAUCGCUCCCAUUCUGGAACCGACAUGGAGGAGCUCAUUGGCAGGUUGGAGCGCAGCAAGUUUGGAAACGAAGUCACCCACACCUGCAUGGUUGGUCAAAACGAUAAGCCGUACAGCAUCCAACGGAAGCUCGCGCAGGACAGGCUGCACACCAUCCGCCGUGAGAUCGAUCGCAUUUUGAAUUCGAGCGACAACGGGAGCUUCGUUUCCGAGGCCACUUCGGAGCGCUCUGACGACCAUCACGAUCGACUCAACGAUCUGCACGGCCGCGAGCGGAUCUUGAGCGGCUUCAUUACGCACCUCGGCCGGCUGCAGGAAAGUCAAGAUCGCGUCGAACGCGCCCAUGCAGAUGGACAUCCUGCUCCCAAGUGGUCGACCUCGAUCGAUCGCAACUUUUCGGCCAACGCCGCCGACCUGGCGUCUAUGUACCACGACUUCGGCACGUUCGACAAUCGCUAUGUCGCCCACAAUCCAACGCUUUUCUUCAGCAACGUAACGCGUACGCUCUUACUCAAGUACUACUACAGCUCGCGGCUGCGUAGAGGCUACGCACACCACAUGACAGCGACCGCCGUUAGGUACAUCCGAGAUCUGCUCAAAAAGAAGGACAAGGGAGAUCGCAACUCGACACAGUUCCGACAGCGGCAUUCGAGCCACGCCGAUCGAACCCCGCAGUCUGAAACUCCGAAUGCAGAAGGGGGGGAUGGCCUGGACAUACUGCACGAAAUGCUCGAGGACACGAUCAGCAAUAUGAUGGGCAAGAAUGGAUACAGCAAGACUGGCAUGGGCAGUCGACCUGAUGAGACAGGCACCAGCAACGAUGAUGGCGAGUUCCGACCAACCGAUGGCAUCUCGGACGAUUUCAACGUAGCCAAGAGCAACGUCUGUCUGCUGCUCAAGCCGCAAGUGGUGUUGAGAAGCGACAUCGACGACAACUCCACUGUGAUUGUGACUGCUCUUCGCGCGCGUCUGCAAAACUACACGGUUCAAGACGAGAGCUGCGCAGAGGACUCUGUCAACGCCAUUGUCCUGCGACGCAACUGCUUUGUGCUCGACAGCCUCCAGUGCUACCAUCCCAGCUCUCGGGCUCAGAGCAGGGUCAAAAAGCACGGAUUUGUAUCUCUUCCUCUCGAAGCUUUGGUCGAUGUGCACGGUCACGCAUGCGACUUUGAGCGGAUCGUUCCGCACACGAACGCCACGCUCUACUACGACAAGUUCAACAAGCUGCGUCUAUCCGACUCGUCGCGAUCCGUCGCUACGUUCCGAAGAGACGGCAAGCCGGUGCAGGACCAUCUACACCAUCACAUGGACAUGAUUCUGCUCAUCUGCCCACGCUUUUCGGUCUCAGCCAACAGUGAGCACUUUGCUGCUUUUUACAACGUGGUGACGGACUUGAUCCUGUAUCGAGACCCAGCCCACCGCGACCACGCUAAGAGGCUCGAAGAGAUGAUGUUCAGCUACGACUUCACCGACGUAUCCGGUCUGGCCGACAUUGUCACGGCCCUUCAACUUCGGAUCCGGGACUCGAGGUCACUGGUGGAGCAAUACCAGUUGGUGUCCCAUCGACUCAACGAUCGAGGCAAGGCAGAUUUUGUCGCCUUGCUCGGCGAGAUGGUGGACCUGGUAGAAGAGCUCAACCUGAUCAUGGACGCCAUCACCACUUCGCAGGACAGCAAGGGAGGUGCCGAUCGAGAGAAGAAGUCGGCUUUGCGCUUCAUGACGCAAGCUCAAGAGGUUGCAUGGAACAUGCUCGGCGACGAGGCGGGUCAGCUGGUCGCCAAGCUGGCUCUGCGGGGCAUCAGCUUCUCGUGGCUGAACAAGGCCGACAAUUCGGCGGCCAACACGCUCUCGGUUCAGGAUCUACAGGCACUCAAUGUCGAUCCUAAUGCGCUCUUCACUGAGAUCAUCACCAAGCAUACGCGGGCUCAGAACCACCCCAUGGCAAAAGAGGGUCGCUUCUUGGACGCCAUGUGGAGUGUUUUGCCUCCUGUCGGCGGUAUCUCGAUCGUCGACAUGUUUGAGUUCAAUCUGCAUCCCGUCAAGAUCCAGAUAGAAUUGCUUGUGGGUCGAAAAAUCAUGGACUACAUCUUUGGCACGAAACGACAGCGCGAUAAACAGGAAGAAGAGCAGAAGCGCCUCGAGCAGGAGGACAAUGCCCUGGGAACCAUCAAGGCGAAGAAGAAGUCUGCCUUUGCUCGUUUGCUGGGCGGUCGCAAAUCGGCUGCACCAAACACCGACUCGACAGACACCUCGCGAAGGCCCAGCCCCGUUGCGAGCACUCAGAGUCUGUCCAAUCCGGAGUUGCCUUCGCGCAGCGAGUCCGCUAGUGAUUUACUGUCCGCUGGUCGUCCGUCGUCUGACGACUCGAAAGACGACGACAACGAAAGCAUCACGGGCCGCGCGCAGACCAAAACAGGGAGCUCUUCGGGUGCAAGGAAUUCGGCAAAGACAAGGCCCGGGACGCCUAGCAGCGCCAAGGACAAAGACUGCUCCGAUCAUUCACGCCCUGGUGACCAAUUUGCCAUCGCGCAACGCAGUGCUGCCGAGAUGCGAUCGCGGGCAUCUGCCUACCGUACCUUUGUCUACGUCAAGAUCUCGGAAACCAUCUUUUGUCUGUCUUACAAGGGCGAGAAGCAAAAGUCGAUCACCGACCUCUACGAUCUCGUCUUCCGCACGCCCAACUUCGAGUACCACAACAGCACAUUCGGGUACGUCGACCUGGCGGACAACUUCAAGAAGGAUGUUUUCAAGGCGGCGUGGAAUCAGAAAUCGUCGCUGUUGCGAGACAUCAUCACGCAUCGACCCACUCGCAAACGCAAUGCAAUCGAGAGCAUCCGGGCCAUUCGCCAGGCUUCACGCGCGAGGGAUUCGCUCGCUCCACUCGAUAUCUCCGUCGAGCCGCCGACCCCGACGAGCAAGACCUCGUUCGAUGGCAGCAGUCAUCUGGUCGAAUCGCCGACUGACACAUUCAGCUUCCGUGAUGACAGAUACGGCGAUCAGCACAACGAUGAAGACGCCGAUGACGUCUAUGACCAGGAUCACGACGAUCAUGGUGACGAGGAGAGCGAUGACGACGAUGACCGGAUCCGCGAUUUGAGUGCGCACGACCUGGACGGAGAUGGCAGAGUCGAAGCGGAGCAGCACCAAGGGCACAGUCGCAGCCGCAACGGUACCGGUCAGACGUUGGCGCGUCAGAUUCGUGACGCGUGGGGACGAGACAAUGCGACCGUCGACGAUGAGGAUGCUUCCGUCGGUUCGGACGCCUUGCGGAACUCGACGAGCGAUGUAGAAGAUAUCUUGAGCUCGCAGCGUACGCCCCAACGCGAAGCGUUCGCCGAUCAUGACCUGGCUCGUGGCUUCCCAACACUCGGACGAUCCCGAAACAGCGACGAAUCGCCAUCCACCGAACGUGGCGAUGCCACGACGCUACAUUCUACCACUUCGGCUUCAUCCUCACCUUUCCUACAUCUGCCGGCGAGAAGAGGUAGCAACUCCUCGCCCGCUAGAUCUGUUUCGAGCUUCAAGCUCAACAGGCUGAUACCGAAAUCGUUCCGACAAAGAGCCAGCUCCGGUGCCCUCGGCGGAGUUGCCGGUGCUUCCGGUGGGAGGCGCAGGAACAGCCACAGCACCGGCGAUCAUCGUCAGGCAUCUAGCCCGUUGCACGAUCGUCGACCGUGGCACGAUGAUGGCGGCGAUCAGGUUGAUGAUGGUGAAGGAGGAGGAGGAAUGCUUCUUUCACCCGCGAGGUCUCUGCGGCGUCUAUCGAGCGGUGCUAGGAGGUCGUUUGGGAGGAACUCCACGGCGUCGGCGGAGACCUUUGAGGGCAGUGCGAAUAGUCACGGCUGA